GAAACCUACACCUUCCCUCCGAUACGGGCAAGGCUGGAUGUAGCUUGCCCUAAGCUUCGCUUGGCACAUGCAACCUUGCCGUUUUCACAGCAUCAAUAAUGGUUGCUGGGAUCCGAGUAUCCAGAGGCUAGCAGUGCAUGUGCUAGCCUCCCUCUUGCAGUACAUAUGGGCUCACCCGCCCUCCUCUGACCGUCUCUUGAGCCUCACAUCGCACAGUAAUUUGGAUCGAUCCAACCUCUGGUUAUUUCCUCCAACCUCUUACCGGUCGCAACUCGCUCGCUACGGUUGUGCUGUAACUUUCGCUAUAUAUACCGACUGCCUGUCAACCAUACUGUCGCUGUCCCGUUCGUCGUCUACUGAACAAACAUGAGGAACUCUCUUUCCAUCAUCGCCCUUGCGGGCUACGUUGCUGCCGCUCCCGGUGGAUACCAGGACGGUGGUUACGGCCACGAAGGAUACGGAACUGGAUCCUAUGCUGUUCCCUCAUCGUCUGCCUACGUCCCUCCUCCCUACAGCGCCUCGAAGCCUGAGCACUCCACCCCGGUCUACUCUACUCCGGCUGCUUCGUCGACUCCGGAGUACUCUACCCCUCCUCCGGCCUCCUACCCCGUGUACACACCUCCUGUACACUCUACGGGUUAUGUGCCGCCUCCCCCGUCGUACAGCGCUCCUCCCUCGUCCUCCUACUAUGUUCCUCCCCCGCCUCCUCCCUCGUACAGCGCUCCCCCUCCUUCGUACAGCGCUCCCCCUCCUUCGUACAGCGCUCCCCCUCCUUCGUACAGUGCUCCCCCUCCUUCGCACAGCGCCCCCCCUCCUUCGUACAGCGCUCCUGCGCCCUCGUACAGCGCUCCUCCCCCAUCCUCCUACUACGUUCCUCCCCCGCCUCCUCCAUCUUCGUACAAGGUCUCAACCCCCCCUCCCUACACUCCCGCUCCCCCGUCGACCCACUACCCUACGGCACCUCCGGCACCGUCGUCGUACAGCGUGGUUCCCCCGCCGUACCCUUCGCACAAUGCCUCGGUCCCGUACAUCACCACUACUUACACGACUACUAAGACUGUCACUGUCCCGUGCACCACUGUCAUCACCCCGUCUGCUCCGGGCUACAGCACUAUCGUGGUUACUCCCUCCGUUCCGGGAUACACCACUGUCGUCACGCACUCUGUUCCUGGAUACGAGACCCCGAGUGCUCCUCCGCCACCCCCGGUCUACACCACCGUCAUUCCUCCUCCGUACGUUCCUGGAUACACGACCGUGACCUACUCGACCACUGUGAUCACCUCGACUGUCACAACUUCUUACCCUGCACCGACUGUCGUUCCCAGUGGCUACACUCCCGCUCCUCCCGCUCCUCCUGCUGGUACUGCGCCCGGCUACAGCGUCACGCCUGUUCCCCAGCCAUCCACCACCGCCCCUGCGGAAUUCCCUGGAGCCGCUUCGGCCCAGAAGCCCGCCAUGGCUCUCCUUGCAGGUGCUUUGGCCUUCCUUGCCCUCGCAUAAGCAAAUUGCUCAUUUCUUGGAUGUAUUUGUUACAUUUUCUAAACGCUCCUUGCGCGUUUGCCAAAACGCAUGCUUCACGACUCUUUUACGAAUUUUAUGGUAUUAGUUUGGGAUAACUGGAUACAUAUGCACUCCUUAGAUAGAUUGAGUAUGCACACGCUCCUUGAAAACAGGGUUGGAAUUGAUUUGGUGUGGUGAAUACUUUGGCGGAAUAGGAUUUUAAUAUUGAGUGUGGUAGGAUCUGCAACUGAAGACUAGUGCAGCGUAAUCAAAGAUGUUCGACCGA
Paraphaeosphaeria sporulosa is the source of this 1786-nucleotide messenger RNA. RefSeq lists its product as uncharacterized. The coding region runs from base 367 to 1500 and encodes 377 amino acids. The transcript is spliced from 3 exons. The record is from RefSeq and is a predicted model, not a curated record. Lineage: Eukaryota; Fungi; Ascomycota; Dothideomycetes; Pleosporales; Didymosphaeriaceae.